CAUAUAUUCUUCCUUCUCUCCUCACAUUUCAUUUUCCAAAUUCUGGUUAAUCCGUUUCUCAACCAAGCAAAAAACUUUAAUUUCUUCGAAAUAACUACUGCCCCCUUGCCCUUCCUUUUCACUCUGAUCUCCUUAGCUUCUUCAAAAAUCCUUAAUUUCACUUUUGCUCAGAGCUCUUCAUAGCUUGUACUUGCACCUCAAAUGGAGAGAGACUUCAUGGGCUUAACUGUGAAACAGGAGAUUCCUGAAGAACCCAUAGAUCCAGCACCUAUCAGGAGUUGUGCAAUGUCGACCAAGAUCUCGAAUCUUCCUCAAUAUCUGUCCUUCAAGGGUGUUCAAGAGGAAAAGCCGAAGACUGGUUUUGAUGCCCUUGCUUCGACAGGAUUGGUGACGAUAACAACUACUGAUGCUGUUGAUUCUGGUUUGCGGGCGUUCUCUGGAGCUACUACUCCACAGAAGAAUAUGGUUGUUGAAAAACAAGGGGGACUACAUUACACAGUGACAACUUAUCCCGCAAAUCACUUUCGAUCUCAUGAAGUGAAAGUAGUCCCAAUCGUUAGCAAAACGAAUCAAAUGUCGAUUUCUAUGAACAUGCCUGUUCACCCGUCGUUUGUUUCCCCUGCUGGACAGAAUCUGUUUGGUGCUGCAAAUUUGCGCCCUUCUGCUGGCAGUGCUGUUGUUGGCACUACUGAACUAAGGAAUGGUCCACAGAUGGCGAGGGGUCCUGCACAGUUGACCAUAUUCUAUGCUGGUUCGGUGUGUGUCUAUGAAAAUAUUUCUCCCGAGAAGGCUCAAGCUAUUAUGCUGCUGGCUGGAAACGGGACUCCCUCGGGAGCUCCAGUUCAGGCGCCUUUACCAAUGCCUCCCGUCAUUAGCAGCUUCGCUGUAAACCCGAGCCAUAUUGCAACGCCAUGUUUUCCAAGCCCCGUUUUGAAGACACCCCAGCCUGUCUCUCAGCCUGCUGCGGGAUCUGUUAGCACCAACGAAGCAAACGUGGUGAAAACAAUAGGCGUCGUGGCAUCUCAACCUAUCAAAGCUGAGCCUCUCAAAGCUGUUUCGCCAGGGUCUAUCCGGGCCACCUUAAUUCCAUCAGCUGUUCCUCAAGCUCGCAAGGCCUCCUUGGCUCGGUUUCUUGAGAAGCGCAAGGAAAGGGUAAUGAGUGCAUCGCCCUACUUGAGCAAGAUGUACCCGGAGUGCAACAAGCCCGGGCAAAGCUUCUCUAUGAACAGUUUGGGGUCGAGUUCUCUGCAUGCCACCAGUUAGUACGUGUGAAGACCGGGCGGGCUGUGAGAUUGAAGCAGUAUAAUUAAAUAGAUAUUGGGUGAAGGGGUGUCUGCAAUGGUCCCUUUGCUGAAACAAAAAUGUAUUUGUUUUCACCUAAAUGAUCCUUAGAUGGGAUUGAAGGUGUUCCUUUUGCUCAGUUGUGUCCAAGACUUUUUUCAUCAUCCCAGUAUUAUAGAAGCAUUUGUAGGUUGCCUUAGCUUUCUUCAGUAUACUGUAGAAAGUGUUUUUAUUAUAUAUACUAAGUAGAAUUGAACACAUUAUUGUUUGUUGCCUACAUGCAUGUGUUGAUGCUUUGCUAUUGGGCAGCUUGUAGCCAACAUUAUAUGUUGUGGAAAAUUUUGUGUUAAUGGUUACUUCACAUCAAUCUUCAUCA
Molecule: messenger RNA, 1657 nt
Organism: Ipomoea nil (Japanese morning glory)
Lineage: Eukaryota; Viridiplantae; Streptophyta; Magnoliopsida; Solanales; Convolvulaceae
Product: protein TIFY 6B-like
Exons: 7
Coding region: 202-1263 (353 amino acids)
Biological process (GO): regulation of jasmonic acid mediated signaling pathway; regulation of defense response; response to wounding
Cellular component (GO): nucleus
Source: RefSeq, a predicted model, not a curated record